AAGCUAAAGGUGGACAAAAAGAGCAGUUUUCUAGUCUAGAACAAGAAGAAGGGAAAAAAAAUGGCAACUUCAACAGUAUCAUCUCUUUUACCAUCAAGAGUUUUGACAGAAAAGCAUCAAAAUCCACAACCAUUUUUGGGUAACAAUGGAAAUUUUUGGUGCACAACUUCCAAGAAUCGGGUCUCCUUCAGGCUACAAGCUGUGAAGCCUCCUCCUGGAGUGAUAGUGCCAAAAGUAGAGCCAAAAUUUAAUCCCCCAUUUGCGGGAUUCACCAGAGUUGCUGAAACAUGGAAUUCUAGAGCUUGCAUGAUUGGUCUUAUCGGUACUUUUAUUGUAGAACUGAUAUUGAACAAGGGUAUACUACAGGUGAUAGGAGUGGAUGUUGGAAAAGGUCUUGAUAUUCCUUUGUGAGUGUAAUUCAUCUUUUAUUCGCUUCAAAAAGUUGCUCUUUAACCACAUAUUGAUCUCUGUAAACACUCGAACAAUUGCUCAAAUAUCACGACUGCUGUAUUUUGUUAUUUAUAUUAUAUUACAGUCAUCUGUUUACAUCACGUUGCCUCCUCCUUUUCACCUUUUGAAUGAGAAUUCAGCCUUUUUGCUACGGUAUUUUUCACUCUAAACCCGCCA
This is a messenger RNA of Morus notabilis, 627 nucleotides long. RefSeq names its product light-harvesting complex-like protein OHP1, chloroplastic. The record is from RefSeq and is a predicted model, not a curated record. NCBI's taxonomy places the organism in Eukaryota, Viridiplantae, Streptophyta, Magnoliopsida, Rosales, Moraceae. The transcript is spliced from 3 exons. The coding region runs from base 61 to 411 and encodes 116 amino acids.